UUCUCUAGCUGCCAUUUUGGUUUUGUUCCCGUCUGCAGUCUUAAAGCCAUCCGUAGCUAUUACAUAGGAAAGCCUCGCAUCGCAACCGCACAGUGACUCGACAAUAUAGCGCAAGGCCAUCCGACUUCGCCACGCCAUUCAUCCAUUGCUUAUUCCCAAUCGCUGGCAUCUGAAUAUAACAGGAGAGGAGCGGGUUCGCAUUGGAAAGGGGCCGGGAAGGAUUAUUGAUGUCCAGCUCGCCGCUGUCCAAGAAACGUCGCUUGUCAGGAACAGAGACGAAGACGGGAUCCCAUUGCUCCUCCUCAAACUCUGUCAGAACUGAUCUGUCUCACACACCUGCCAACGGCAUGGCUAAGAAUGGCAAUGAUGCUGAGAUUGAUGAAGGCCUGUACUCCAGACAAUUGUAUGUGUUGGGCCAUGCUGCGAUGAAGCGCAUGCAGAACUCCAAUGUCCUCAUCUCCGGUAUGAGAGGUCUCGGAGUGGAGAUUGCUAAGAAUGUCAUCCUCGGCGGAGUUCGUAGUGUCACUGUACACGACCAAGGCAUUGCAGAAUGGCGAGAUCUGUCUUCUCAGUUUUAUAUUCGAGAGGAGGAUCUGGGGAAGAACCGAGCGGAAGUCAGUCAGCCCCGUCUGGCUGAACUUAACAACUAUGUCCCCGUGGCAGCUUAUACCGGCACUCUGGCAGAUGACUUCUUGAUCAAGUUCCAGGUUGUAGUGCUGACCAACUCCACUCUCGACGAGCAGCAGCAAGUGGGCGAGUUCUGCCACAGCAAAGGCAUCAAGUUAAUCAUUGCAGACACCCGUGGCCUGUUUGGCCAGCUGUUUUGUGACUUUGGUGAAGAGAUGAUCGUGCAUGACACAAAUGGAGAACAACCACUGAGUGCCAUGAUUUCCAUGAUCACAAAGGACAAUCAAGGUGUUGUGACUUGUCUGGAUGAGGCCCGUCACGGUUUUGAGAGUGGAGACUUUGUGACCUUCUCAGAGGUUCAGGGCAUGACUGAACUCAAUGGCUGCCAGCCGGUAGAAAUCAAAGUUCUCGGUCCCUACACCUUCAGCAUUUGUGACACAACCGGAUUCACAGACUAUGUAAGAGGAGGAAUUGUUUCUCAGGUCAAGAUGCCCAAGAAGUUCACCUUUAAAUCUUUGUCGUCCUCCAUGGCUGAGCCAGAAUUCAUAAUGACAGACUUUGGCAAGUUUGAACGUCCAGGACAAUUGCAUGUGGGCUUCCAGGCCAUCCAUGCCUUCCAGAAGAAAAACAACCGCCUCCCGACACCAUGGAACCAGGCUGAUGGCGAAGACCUGUUGACACUGGCCAAGGAGCUGAACUCUGCUCAGACCGGAUCGGCUAAAGUAGAACAGCUCGAUGAUGCACUCAUCAAAAAGAUGGCCUUUGUCGCCGCUGGUGACUUGGCCCCAGUCAACGCCUUCAUCGGGGGUCUGGCAGCACAGGAGGUCAUGAAGGCAUGCACCGGGAAGUUUAUGCCCAUAAUGCAGUGGUUGUACUUUGACGCCUUGGAGUGCCUGCCAGAGGAGGAGGGGGUUGUACUCGCAGAAGAAGACUGCGCACCUAGGAACAGUCGAUACGAUGGACAGAUUGCGGUAUUUGGCACCAAGCUGCAGGAUCUGCUUGCCAAGCAACGCUACUUCCUGGUUGGAGCUGGUGCCAUUGGCUGUGAGCUCUUGAAAAACUUUGCCAUGAUUGGACUGGCCAGCGGGGAGGGCGAGAUCAUUGUGACCGACAUGGACACCAUCGAGAAGUCAAACCUCAACAGACAGUUCCUUUUCAGACAAUCGGAUGUCACGAAAAUGAAAAGUGACACAGCCGCAGCAGCAGUGAAACAGAUGAACCCCUCCAUCAAGAUCACUGGUCACCAGAAUAGGGUGGGCCCUGACACGGAGAGAAUCUAUGAUGAUGACUUCUUCGAAAGCCUCGAUGGAGUAACCAAUGCACUGGACAAUGUCGAUGCACGUUUGUACAUGGAUCGGAGGUGCGUGUACUACCGUAAACCCUUGCUGGAGUCUGGUACUCUGGGUACCAAAGGCAACGUCCAGGUGGUGAUCCCCUUCCUCACAGAGUCGUACAGCUCGAGCCAGGAUCCGCCGGAGAAGUCCAUCCCCAUCUGUACCCUGAAGAAUUUUCCAAAUGCCAUUGAACACACACUGCAAUGGGCUCGUGAUGAGUUUGAGGGCCUUUUCAAACAACCACCAGAGAAUGCCAUUCAGUACCUCACAGAUCCCAAGUUCAUGGAGCGCACCCUCAAACUGACUGGCGGUCAGUCUGCUGAGUUGCUUGAGGCGGUUUACAAGACUCUGGUCACAGACUGCCCCCACAGUUGGGUCGACUGCGUAACCUGGGCACGCAACCAUUGGCAGUGCCAGUAUAGCAACAACAUCCGCCAGCUAUUGCACAACUUUCCCCCCGACCAGUUAACUAGCUCUGGAGCCCCGUUCUGGUCUGGUCCAAAGAGGUGUCCCCACCCCAUAGAAUUCAGUACAAGCAACGACCUGCACAUAGACUACAUAAUGGCCGCCGCCAACCUGUUUGCUCAGACUUACGGCAUACAAGGCAGCACCGAUCGUGCAGCCGUAGUCAAGAUCUUGCAAGAGAUCAAAGUGCCUCCUUUUACUCCGCGUUCUGGCGUGAGAAUCCACGUCUCGGAUCAGGAGCUGCAGAAUAGCAAUUCUUCUGUUGAUGACUCCAGAUUGGAGGAGCUGAAGGUCCUGCUGCCUACCCCCGAGUCUGCCCAGUUUAAACUCUGCGCUAUUGACUUUGAAAAGGAUGACGACACCAACUUCCAUAUGGACUUCAUAGUAGCGGCGUCUAACUUGAGAGCAGAGAACUACGACAUCCCCCCGACCGACAGACACAAUAGCAAGCUUAUAGCCGGCAAGAUCAUCCCGGCCAUUGCCACUACCACGGCCGCGGUCGUGGGUCUGGUGUGCCUUGAGCUCAUCAAGAUCGUCCAAGGACAUAAAAAGCUGGAGUCCUUCAAGAAUGGCUUCAUGAAUCUGUCCCUGCCGUUUUUCGCCUUCUCCGAGCCCAUCGCUGCUCCAAAACAUAAGUACUAUGAAAUCGAAUGGACGUUAUGGGAUCGCUUCGAGAUCACGGGGCUCCAACCCAACGGCGAGGAGAUGACGCUGCAGCAGUUUCUCACCUACUUUCGAAACGAGCACAGGUUGGAUAUCACCAUGCUCUCUCAGGGAGUCUCCAUGCUCUACUCGUUUUUCAUGCCCGCUCCGAAACUCAGAGAGAGACUCGAACUACCGAUGACCGAGAUCGUCACCAAGGUGUCGAAAAAGAAGCUGGGCAAACACGUCAAAGCUCUGGUGUUUGAGUUGUGCUGCAACGAUCUCUCGGAUGAGGAUGUAGAAGUUCCGUACGUCAGAUACACCAUCCGCUGAUCUCCACGUUCUGCCUGCAGCGACAACUGGAGGUGCCGAAGGAAAUAUGGGGGGUGCUUGUAAAUGAGGGGGGUUGAGGUUAUUUUUGGCCCACGGGAGUCGGGGGUUCAAGUCUUCACCGGCUCAAGCUAAUUUUUUUUUUCCUUUUUUUUUAAGGCCUGUGGUUUGUGUUAACUGGUGCCUCUGUACAUAGCCCCCAUUGAGCUGACUUGCUGGUCGCCAUGCGUGAGGGAUUACGGGGCUCUUGGAAGAGGCGGGAAAACCCUACCUUCUGAUAUUUCUGAAGAACCGCAGUAUUCCGUUUCCAUUUUAAGCCCUAGUGGUUUGUUACUCCGCAGCGUUCAUUUUACGUAUCCUCGCAAACUUGGGUGCUCGCACGCACUUCUCCGCUCCGAGCCUCGCCCGACACCUCACGUUCGAGUUCCGAGAUCUUUUUCACACGUCGCAUAGAAAAUAUGUUCCAAAAAUAAUAGCGACAUGUAUGUACAAAAUUUUAAUCCCUUGACCGUUCCACUGCCCUCCAUUUUACAAACGCCACCAGUUUUAAAUUGUCGGGCCACCAGGUGACCAAUUGAACCUCAGCUGCCUUCCCAGCACAAAAACGUUAAACCCCUGUCAAGUUCAAUUGAUUACUGGGGGCUUUCAGGCACCUCCUCGGUUAGCACACUGUCUUCACGGGGCGGGGGGGGGGGCUCUUGCACAUGACAUCUGUUUUUUUUUUUUUUUUUGCUCUUUCAUGUCUUGUUGUUUUGUUUUUUUUUUAUUUUAUUUUUGUGGCCUGAUUCAAUGUUCGGUUCACAAAAUGUCUCCACCCUGUAAACUAAUGACACCACAGUGUAAGCAAGGUAACGUGUGUCUUGAUAUGGGAGCACUUAGCUUGAUAGUGAAUAAAUGUCAACUCAUGAAUGAACCUGUGCUUGU
Molecule: messenger RNA, 4322 nt
Organism: Doryrhamphus excisus (bluestripe pipefish)
Lineage: Eukaryota; Metazoa; Chordata; Actinopteri; Syngnathiformes; Syngnathidae
Gene: uba1
Product: ubiquitin-like modifier activating enzyme 1
Biological process (GO): protein ubiquitination; ubiquitin-dependent protein catabolic process; DNA damage response
Cellular component (GO): cytoplasm; nucleus
Molecular function (GO): ubiquitin activating enzyme activity
Source: RefSeq, a predicted model, not a curated record